This is a messenger RNA of Aricia agestis (brown argus), 1178 nucleotides long. RefSeq names its product thioredoxin domain-containing protein. The transcript is spliced from 7 exons. Bases 209 to 1156 code for a protein of 315 amino acids. Lineage: Eukaryota; Metazoa; Arthropoda; Insecta; Lepidoptera; Lycaenidae. The record is from RefSeq and is a predicted model, not a curated record.
AAAUAUUUUUAUCACAUUUUGUUGUAAAUAUAUUUUAUUUGUACUUAUUGUAAGGCUUUAAGCUUAUAAUGAGUCUAUAACAGAGAAGCGCUGUAAACAUUUUAUCCUUACGAGAAAUAUAACAUUACCGUUAUUUCCAGAGGACUAGGUGAACUUGUAUUCACAGAGUACUUUGACUUGUAUUGCGGCUUGAUAAACCGCAAGCAAUAUGAAGCUACAAUUAGUGUUGAUUUACUUCUUAGUUUCAAUUUGCUUUCAAGUUAACAGCCAAGACUUACAGAGUGUUAGCGACGAUGACUUACUACAAUUAAUAAAAGAGGAAGAAAAGUUAAUCGUCCUGUUUACAAAACCAAACUGUGAAACCUGCAAUAAAUUUGAACUGCAUCUGGAUAGCUUAUACGAAGACUUAAAAAAACACCUGAAUAGCAUAACAGUAAAGGCAGAAAGUAGUCACUUGGCGAGGCUGUACAGCCCAACUAAGGAACCAGCCAUUGUGUUCUUUAGACAUGGAGUACCUGUGCUUUAUAGUGGUGACACAGAUGAAAAUGAAAUUUAUAGUUUCAUUGAAAACAAUCAAUCACCAGCAGUGAAAGAAUUGAAUGACAAUAUAUUUGAGCAUAUGACUCAGGCAGCCACUGGAGCUACCACAGGGGACUGGUUUGUUAUGUUUUACGGUGCAUCUUGUAUUGAGUGUCAGAGGCUACAUGCAGUUUGGGAAGGCGUUGGUGCAAUAUUGAGAGGCCGCAUCAAUGUGGCAAGAAUAGAUUCAAAUCUUGCUGGUUUGAACACUGCAAAGAGAUUUAAAGUUACCAAUUUGCCUGCUUUCUUGCUAUUCCGUUUGGGAAAAGUGUAUAGGUACAACUUACCUAAAAAUGAUAUUAAAUCAUUUGUUAGUUUUGCUCAAGACUGGUACAGGAAUGCAAAGUCUGAAACUGUUCCACUGCUGUCAUCACCUUUUGAUGAAGUAGUCAAUCUGUGUGUUGAAUGGAUAAAGUUUGGUGUCAAUAUUGCAACAGAACUACUGAUAAAAUAUCCGUGGAUAUGGCAGAUUGGUGUAGCUGGUUUUGGACUAGUCGCUCUCACUGCUAUUAUUGCACUAUGUAAGGCGAGAAAAUCAAAACCAAGAGAUACUAAAAAAGAAAAGAAGAGCAAGUAGGUACUGAUAAUAUUUUUUAAGA